Messenger RNA from Osmerus eperlanus (European smelt), 1729 nucleotides. RefSeq names its product sulfotransferase family 1, cytosolic sulfotransferase 6 (gene sult1st6). The transcript is spliced from 7 exons. The record is from RefSeq and is a predicted model, not a curated record. Gene Ontology annotation, biological process: sulfation. Lineage: Eukaryota; Metazoa; Chordata; Actinopteri; Osmeriformes; Osmeridae. Gene Ontology annotation, cellular component: cytoplasm. The coding region runs from base 567 to 1496 and encodes 309 amino acids. Gene Ontology annotation, molecular function: sulfotransferase activity.
GUUGAAGGAAAUGUGAUCAUGCCUCUGGGAGUUAUGUAAGGGAAACUUUGUAUAAUAAGUCUGUGAUUUGCAGGAAGCCCCGUAUGACAGAGAAAGACCGUGUGAGGACGGGUUGAAAUGUAGAAAGACCGUUUUGUUUACAUUCAGCAGGCUCAGAUUAAAUCUAAGGAAAGGGGGAAGAACGCGUGCGAGACCGAACGCAAGCAGCCGAGCAGAAGCGAGGACAAAGCCUGUGUUGUAAGGAGCUCUGAAACAAAGCCCGGUCCAGACGCCGUGCUCAUCUGAGCAGCAGCAAGCGGAGAGCAGCGCCGGGCCGAAAGGCAAUCAGAGGAAAACACAUAACACAGAGACGUGGACUGCUGAGGAGCCCUCAGACCACAGGGAAAGAGACUACAGAGAGAACUAUCAACUGUUCAUACUGACAGAGGACCAGGCAGACGACCAGGCAGACGACCAGGCAGACGACUCUCACCAGAGUUUCUCUGUGGUCUCCCUCAAGUCUAGAUCUCCUGCUCUCGUCCCUGACCCCCUGUAGUCCUCCUGCGGUCCCCCUCCUGGUGCGAGGCAUGGCGGAGGAGAAGGAGCUCUCGUACUCCGAGGCUAUAGAGAAGGCAGGCAGUGCCAUCCACAGGUUCAGGCUUAUCGAGGUGAAGGGAAUCCCUCUCAUGGAGCACAUCGCCAACAGCUGGGACCCCAUCUGGGCCUUCCAGCCAGACCCCUCGGACCUUCUCAUCGCCACCUACCCCAAAGCAGGAACCACCUGGACGCAGGAGAUCGUGGACUUGUUGCUUCAUGAUGGAGACGCUGAGGUCUGCAGGAGAGCACCUACAGCCGUGCGCAUUCCCUUCCUGGAGAUUGUCUCUCCUCCACCCAUCCCAUCAGGCCUGGACCAGCUCAGCAAGAUGGCUCCUCCCAGAGUCAUCAAGACCCACCUGCCCUUCCAGCUGGUGCCUGAGGGAUUCUGGGAAAACAAAUGCAAGGCUAUCUACGUAGCGAGGAACGCCAAGGACAACCUGGUCAGCUACUACCACUUCGACCGUAUGAACCUCACCCAGCCCGAGCCUGGACCUUGGGAUGGAUACCUGCACAAGUUCAUGAGAGGAGAGCUGGCCUGGGGCUCCUGGUACGACCAUGUGAAAGGCUACUGGCAGGAGAGAGAGAAGAGGAACAUACUCUACCUGUUUUACGAGGACAUGAAAGAGAACCCUCGCAGGGAGGUGGAGCGCAUCAUGCGCUACCUGGAUCUGUCCCUUUCUGAUGAUGUCAUCCGCCGCAUCGUGGAGCUCACGUCUUUCAAGGCCAUGAAGGACAACCCCAUGGCCAACUACACCUUCAUCCCCAAGCCCGUGUUCGACCAGUCCAUCUCCCCCUUCAUGAGGAAAGGAGAGGUGGGGGACUGGACCAACCACUUCAGCCCAGAGCAGUCUCAACUGUUUGAUGAAGAUUAUGAGAGACAAAUGAAGGAAGCAAACAUCCCCUUCAGGGCCACGAUCUGACGGAGGGUCCUCUCUCGGUGUGAAAUCACAAUUCUUCUCCAAUACCAAAGACGGAGCUACGUGACAGAGCAGCUAGGAUCUCAACAUGUGAGCAAGCUGAGAUGUACUGCUUCACUGCUUUCAUAAAAUCUUUUUGGAAAUGUGUGCAAGAAUAAUCACAUGCUGUUUGUUGCUGCAAAGAGGUGCUUACUACCCAAACUGUCACUCUAAUAAAAGAAGCUUCUCGAAAAUAA